This is a messenger RNA of Mustela lutreola (European mink), 3471 nucleotides long. It is a transcript of the gene SLC25A43, whose product is annotated as solute carrier family 25 member 43. NCBI's taxonomy places the organism in Eukaryota, Metazoa, Chordata, Mammalia, Carnivora, Mustelidae. Bases 346 to 1371 code for a protein of 341 amino acids. The record is from RefSeq and is a predicted model, not a curated record. Gene Ontology annotation, biological process: transmembrane transport. The transcript has 5 exons.
GAAGACGCGGGAAGCCAGAAGCAGAGCCUGCGAGGCUUGGAAUUCUCCAGGGCACACAGAACGCCGCCCGCCGCAGAGCCCAGGGGAAGGGCGCGGCCUCGGCCCCGGGGCGGCCUCCCCAGCCCCAGCCCCAACCCCGAGGCCCGCGCGCGGGCGAGCAGCCGGCUUCCCGAUCCGGCCGCGGCCCGCCCCACGCCGGGCGGGGCCCCGAGCCGCGCGCCGCGCCGGGCCGGGCCGGGCCGGGCCGUCCGCCGGGAGCCCGCCGGGAGCCGCAGUCCCGAGCCACGCGGUCCCCCGGGGUCGGGGUGGGGAGGGGGGGUGCCGGGCCCUGGCGGCCGGGCCGCGAUGGCGACGUGGCGGCGGGACGGCCGGCUGACGGGCGGCCAGCGGCUGCUGUGCGCGGGCGUGGCGGGGGCGCUCAGCCUCAGCCUCACCGCGCCGCUCGAGCUCGCCACCGUGCUGGCCCAGGUCGGCGCCGCGCGGGGCCAGGCCCGGGGGCCGUGGGCCGCGGGGCUCCGGGUGUGGCGCGCCGAGGGGCCCCGGGCCCUGUGGAAGGGGAACGCGGUGGCGUGCCUGCGCCUCUUCCCCUGCAGCGCCGUGCAGCUCGCCGCCUACCGCAAGUUUGUCAUACUCUUCACGGAUGACCUGGGCCAUAUUUCCCAGUGGAGCUCCAUCAUGGCUGGGAGUCUUGCAGGCAUGGUUUCCACCAUUGUGACGUACCCUACAGACCUCAUCAAAACCCGGUUGAUUGUGCAGAACUUGCUGGAACCAUCUUACAGAGGGAUCCUCCAUGCUUUUUCUACUGUUUAUCAACAGGAAGGGUUCCUAGCCCUGUAUCGAGGGGUUUCCCUUACUGUUCUAGGUGCUCUGCCCUUCUCUGCUGGCUCCCUUCUGGUUUACAUGAACCUGGAGAAACUCUGGAAUGGACCCCGAGAUCGGUUCUCACCCCUCCAGAACUUCGUCAAUGUCUGCCUGGCCGCUGCCGUAACCCAGACGCUCUCCUUUCCUUUCGACACAGUGAAGAGAAAGAUGCAGGCUCAGAGUCCACACCUUCCCCACCAUGGAGGAGUAGAUGUGCGUUUCUCAGGAGCGGCGGACUGCUUCCGGCAGAUAGUCAAAGCCCAGGGGGUCCUGGCGCUCUGGAAUGGACUGACGGCCAACUUGCUGAAGAUAGUUCCGUAUUUUGGAGUUAUGUUUGGCACCUUUGAGUUCUGCAAGAGGAUCUGUCUUUACCAAAAUGGUUACAUUGUGUCUCCUCUGAGUUAUAAAUUAACCCCUGGGGUGGAUCAGAGUUUGAAGCCCCAGGAAUUGCGGGAAUUUAAAAAGUUCUUCAAAACCGGACAGCUUAAGUCUAAAAAACCAACUCUCUAAAACUGACCGGAACAAGAAGUGUACUGACCGAAGGCGUGUUACAAUCAUAAAAACCUCAUAACUGUGCGUGCGCAGAGUGACCAGAGGAAACUCCCGUCUACCACUCUUGGAAAUGGGAAAAUUUCACCACAUACCAGCUCCAAGCUCCAAACGCACGUCCUGGUGCCAUGGGAAAGCUUCCCAGCACAACCACUGCAUGGUGGCACUCCACCAGAUAGCUCCACAAAACCCAGCAUUAGCAAAACGUGCGAUUUACACUCUGUAAACAGGCAACUUACACAACACCAAAGAAAGGCAAUGGCCAUGAUCUCCAAGUGAAACGUCGUUGAAGCGACUGAGCAAAUAGCACAUCAGGAGCUCAGCCACACAGUCGCAGCUUGCACUGACCCACACUGGCCUCGCGCUGCUCCAUUCCACCCAAGUCUUCCCAGCACACUUGUUCUGAAACUCCUAAUGUUUGCUGACUUCUGAGUGUGCACACUAUAGUGUAAAUUAUGCCUUAUUGGAAACUAAAUUAAAGGGGCACCUGGGUGGUGCAGUCAGUUAAGUGACAGCCCUCAGCUCAGGUCAUGAUCUCAGGGUCCUGGGAUGGAGCCCCGCGUAGGAGCAGGGAGCCUGCUUCUCCCUCUCCCUCUGUGUGUGCUCUCCCUCUCUCAAAUAAAUAAAUAAAUCUUUUUUUUAAAAAGAAACUAAAUUAAAACCUUUAACAUUUACAAGUCCUCACUCUCUCACAGUGGAACCAUCCUUCUUUAAAUCUGAAGAUGCUGUAAAUUUGAGAUGCUUUAAACCUGAAGCAUCUCAAGCUUACAAAUUUCAGGAAUCUUUUUUCAAGGCAGUUGUUACUGUGACCACUUAAUUAAUGACCCCAAAAGACCUCCUUCCAAUUGAAGUCAUGUACAGUUGACGUGGCCUGAAUUCUCUGCCUUUCUAACUUGCUUUGCAAGCCUACCCUGAAAAUAAAUUAUUUAGUCAACUUAAGUUAUUCUCACAAGAUGUCCCAGUUGCCUAGAAAAGGAUCAAAUAGAACAUCUGACAUGCAUAUCCAAAAGAGAAAUGGAACUGAACAAAAACACUUCAGGCUGAUCAUCUCUACUCUUUUAAAAAAUCGAAUUUUGGAUUGUUCCACCUUGAGAACUCCUGUCAAAUUUACACAACCUCUUUUCAAAUAGUGCCUACCUAUGCAUUAAAACACAGUAAUAGUAAAUCAUUAAUUUACACACACACACACACACACACACACACACACACACACACAGGUUUUCAGGAUGCUCCACGUAUUUUUCCCUGUUAAAUUUGUUUUCCAAAGAAAAAGGUUGUUUGGUCAUUUGUUACUAAGGUGAGUUCUAGCAAAGGAAUAGCAGUUAAUACACACAGGAAGGUCUCAUCUGCAGCCCAAGCUGUUACAGUGGGGAGGGUGGCAAAUUCUUUACCCACCGCUAAUAGUCCUGUUUAUGAACUCUUCAUUUUCCUUGAGGUGAACAAUGUUUUUUAAAGUUCUGAAAUCUGUAUAUAUAUAUAUAUAUUUUUUUUUAAACUAGAUCUAAACUCCUAGCCUCAGGUUACUUACAUCAUGUUAAUAUCUCUGUGUAUUCUUCCACCCAUGUUAUGAGAUGGCUAGCCACACUCUUGCUACUGUAACACACAGGAAUGUUUUCUGAGCUAUAGUUUUGGCUUUUUCAAUAAAGUUAAGUGAGGAAAAGGAAUGCCUCAUUUUUCUUUUUUUGUCCUUUUUUUUUUAAAGGUUUUAUUUAUUUAUUUGAUAGACAGAGAUCACGGAUAGGCAGAGGCAGGCAGAGAGAGAGAGAAAGGGAAGCAGGCUCCCUGCUGAGCAGAGCGCCCAAUGCAGGCUCGAUUCCAAGACCCUGGGAUCAUUACCUGAGCCAAAGGCAGAGGCUUAACCCACUGAGCCACCCAGGCACCCCUCAUUUUUCUAAUUUUAGGACAGCUCUUAAAACUCUGGGGUUUUGGGGGGUGAAGGGGGCUCCUGGCUGGCUCAGUUGGAAGAGUGUGCAACUCUUAAUCUUAGGGUCAUGAGUUUGAGGCCCAUGUUGGGUGUAGAGAUGACAUAAAUAAAUAAAUAAAUAAAUUGCUUUUAAAAAA